Molecule: messenger RNA, 927 nt
Organism: Nerophis lumbriciformis (worm pipefish)
Lineage: Eukaryota; Metazoa; Chordata; Actinopteri; Syngnathiformes; Syngnathidae
Source: RefSeq, a predicted model, not a curated record
AUGGCUUUGUUCAUGGAUGCAGAUUUUUCAAUAGUCAAGCAGGACCAGCCGGCAGAAGUGGUUGAUUUGAAAGCAAUAUUUGGGGAACAGGAGCGCUGCUCUGAGCCGGAUCGUGGCACCUGUUUGACCGAGGGUCCGAGAAAAAGGAAGCGGACCAUCUUCAGUCGAGCUCAGCUCUCGGAGCUAGAGCAAGCCUUUGCUGUGACUCCUUACCCCGACAUUACCCUCAGAGAGAGACUGGCUGCACACACACACCUGCCCGAGAGCAAGAUACAGGUGUGGUUUCAAAACCGAAGAGCUAGAAGUAUCAAGACUGGGAGACAUCCCAAAUCCACAAAACAUUUUCUGGGAGGUAGGGGGCUCACAGAAGCCACCUCUGGGCUGGUGACCUCAGCUUUCCCUGCCCCGACGACCCUGGCAGACAUAUUCCGAUCAGAGCAAAACCAGCUCUGUGAUGACAUCCCUCAAUUUUACUCCGACUGGAUCCAACUUUACAGCAACCAGUCAAUACCAUCGACAUCAUCACUCCACCAGCAACCCGCCCUCAUUUCUCCGAAGUGUUCAGAGUCUCGUCACUGGGAGGAGGAACGACAGCAGCGGCAGCCAGUGGGAACGUUCUUACCUGGUUCCUUUUCCCAUCCCAUCUCCAGGCAAACUCACCAUGCUCCUUCUAACCACUCCUACCAGACCCUCAGGAAUUUAAAAGGCCAGAGUCUGGCUCAGUCCGCACCUCAUCAGGCAAUAGGCAGCCACGUUUCUGUCGACCAAAUUGUUCCUUCUCACUCUCAAUCGGCGUACUGGGAGGUAACGCAGGGCCAAGGACAUCACCACCAUCAUCACGCCCAAAUGGGUCCACAGACCUCUAUGGGCUACAUAUCAGACCUGAUCUACAAUGCUGCUAUUGUGACCAAUUUCCUGGAGUUCUGA